AUGGGUGUCACCUUCUCGCAAUUCUUCCCCCCCACUCCCACCCUGACAGAGAAAAACUUACCCAGUCAAACGGGCAAAGUCUUCAUCAUCACAGGUGGAACAUCAGGCGUCGGUCUCGAACUGGCUACUAUUCUCUACAGGGCUGGCGGCAAAGUCUACAUAGCUGGACGCUCAGAAACCAGCGCUCAAAAAUGCAUCGAGCAUAUCAAAUCAUCAUCAACAUCCAAAUUAUCUGGCCAGCUUGAAUUCCUUCCUCUGGAUUUGGAUGAUCUGAGUGCGAUUAAAUCGUCUGCCGAGUCCUUCAUGAAAAAAGAGACAAAGCUCAAUGUCCUCUGGAAUAAUGCAGGUGUUUCGCAACCAGCAUUAGGUAGCGUAUCUAAACAAGGCUUUGAGCUUCAAAUGGCCACAAAUUGUUUAGGUCCGUUUCUCUUCACUCAGUAUCUUCUCCCGUGCCUGAAAGCUGCGGCAAAAGAAUCCAAGCCUGGUGCUACCCGUGUGGUCUGGACACAUUCUCAAUUCUCAGAGCUUACGGCUCCCAAAGAUGGAAUCAUCAUGUCUGAACUUGAUACUCCCCCCAAAGAUCAAGUCAAGAAUUACAAUAAUUCUAAAAUCGGCAAUUGGUUCUUGGCUAGUGAAUUGGCGAAGGAGGUUGGCGAGUUUGGGAUUUUGAGCGUGUCACAGAAUCCGGGUAAUUUGAAGACGAAUUUGAUGAGAAAUGCGAAAUCGAUGUAUUAUGCUGCUUGGCCGCUCUUGUAUAAGGCGAAGAUGGGAGCGUAUACAGAGCUUUGGGCAGGAUUGUCGGAGGGGUUGAAGAUGGAACAUAAUGGAGCGUGUGUGGUUCCUUGGGGACGGAUACAUCCGGGCCCAAGAGAGGAUUUGUUGCUUGCUUUAAAAGGUUCUAAUGAAGGAGGAAGUGGGACAGCAAAGAAAUUCUGGGAUUGGUGUGAAGGAAAGACUGCAGAGUACAGAUAA
Messenger RNA from Botrytis deweyae, 972 nucleotides. RefSeq lists its product as uncharacterized. The record is from RefSeq and is a predicted model, not a curated record. Lineage: Eukaryota; Fungi; Ascomycota; Leotiomycetes; Helotiales; Sclerotiniaceae. Bases 1 to 972 code for a protein of 323 amino acids. The transcript has a single exon.